Molecule: messenger RNA, 957 nt
Organism: Ordospora pajunii
Lineage: Eukaryota; Fungi; Microsporidia; Ordosporidae
Exons: 1
Coding region: 1-957 (318 amino acids)
Biological process (GO): tRNA pseudouridine synthesis; mRNA pseudouridine synthesis
Cellular component (GO): nucleus; cytoplasm
Molecular function (GO): RNA binding; pseudouridine synthase activity
Source: RefSeq, a predicted model, not a curated record
AUGAAAAGUGACUAUUACGAAUAUCUGCAGAGAUUGGGCAAAGACGAGUUGAUUGAAAUUUUGUACCAGCCACGAACACAUAAAAAAGCGUUUCCAGGUGUUUGCAUGCGAAUGAUUGCUUUAAAGAUAUCGUAUGACGGAAGGAGAUACAGCGGUGUGGCGAGGCAGUUUGGAAAGCAGACAAUUGAUGGAUAUCUUUUGAAUGCACUUGAAAUAACAGGGCUUGGAAGCAAGCUUGUGUAUGCAGGAAGAACAGAUGCAGGGGUGAGUGCGGUGGGAAUGAUUGCAUCAGUGCAGGUUGUGUCGAGGAUUGCUGAUCCAAGCAGAAGCUAUGUGCUUGGCGAUGAAGAUCACAAGGAAUACAGAUACGACUUGAUUUUGAAUUCAUAUCUUCCUGAAGACAUUCGUGUGAUUGGAUGGGCGCCGGUCCCUGAUGACUUCAGUGCAAGGUUUACAUGCAUACAGCGGCAGUACAGGUAUUAUUUUCACAAAGAUGGCCUUGAUAUGUGCAAGAUGCAGGAUUCAGCACAUAGAAUCAAGGGGAUGACGAAUUUCUACUACUUGUGCAAGCAUUCCGACAAGAAUGCUUUGUAUGAACGAAGCAUAGAUGAAUGCCGGAUUGUUGAUGAUGGCGACAUGUAUUAUCUAGAUAUCAAGGCACGCGCGUUUUUGCAUAACAUGGUUAGGAAGAUAAUGUGGGUGGUUCUGAAGGAUGGACGAGGAGAAGCAUACGAUGAGAAGCGGAUCGGCGUAGAAGAACCUUAUCCUCUAGUGUUUUGCAAUGCAAUCUAUCCGGAGGAGCUACAGUUUAUCGUGGAUCCACGCUGCAAGGUACUGUUUGAUCGGCAGGCGAAAGAGAUCCGAGCCAGGUGCAAAAUAGCAGUCUUAAGAUUUGAGCACAGUUGUGCUGGAUCAUCUAUGGAUGGAGAGAUUUAUAUAGUGAAUAAGCCAUUGUAG